Stegostoma tigrinum is the source of this 11387-nucleotide messenger RNA. RefSeq names its product 5-oxoprolinase, ATP-hydrolysing (gene oplah). Gene Ontology annotation, biological process: glutathione metabolic process. NCBI's taxonomy places the organism in Eukaryota, Metazoa, Chordata, Chondrichthyes, Orectolobiformes, Stegostomatidae. Gene Ontology annotation, cellular component: cytosol. The coding region runs from base 234 to 4118 and encodes 1294 amino acids. Gene Ontology annotation, molecular function: 5-oxoprolinase (ATP-hydrolyzing) activity. The record is from RefSeq and is a predicted model, not a curated record. The transcript is spliced from 28 exons.
CAGAGGCAGAGGUGUCCGAGUGAGUUUGACCGGAGGCUCGGGGCGAUCAGUCUGUCAGGGCUUCGUGGUGUUAGACCGACACCGAGAUAUCUGAACUUUGAAGCAAUUUGUAAAACUUGCCAGCACAGCUAGCUGGCACUGAAUGAUCAGGAGCAACAUCGGGAGGGUUGAUGUUGAUUUAUUCAUUUUUACUGCCUGUGCCGCAGUCACACCCGGAAUUGCAGUUCUGAGCCAUGGUGCAGCCGGAGAGGUUUCAGUUUGCUAUUGAUCGUGGUGGGACUUUCACCGAUAUCUUUGCCAGGUGUCCAGGGGACAAAGUUCGCGUCAUGAAGCUCCUCUCUGAGGACCCAGCCAAUUACCAAGAUGCUCCCACUGAGGGCAUCAGGAGAAUACUACAGGAGGAGACAGGGAUGCAGCUUCCUCGGGAUCGUCCAAUCGACACCUCCAACAUCGACUGGAUCCGAAUGGGAACAACCGUCGCCACAAAUGCCCUGCUAGAGCGAAAGGGGGAGCGAAUUGCACUGGUGAUAACCAAAGGGUUCAAGGACUUGCUACAUAUUGGCAACCAGUCCCGGCCGAAGAUAUUUGACCUUGAGAUUGUGAUGCCGGAGGUAUUGUACGAAGAGGUAAUCGAAGUUGAUGAACGAGUGGUUCUACAGCAGAGUGGCUGCCAGCUGCCUAAACAGGCUGGCCUGGAGGCAGCUGUGGGAUCCACAGGGGAGCAUGUAGAGGUUUGGAGACCAGUGAACAUGACACAGCUGGAAGGGCAGCUGAUGGACGUCCUUUCGAAGGGCAUCCAGAGCCUGGCAGUUGUCCUGCUACAUUCCUACACGUGGCCUAAUCACGAGAAACAAAUUGGGGAUAUGGCUAAGCGGCUCGGGUUCAAACACAUCUCGCUGUCCUCGGAGGUGAUGCCCAUGAUCCGUGUUGUCCCCCGUGGUUACACAGCCUGUGCUGAUGCCUAUCUGACACCGUGCAUUAAGAAAUAUGUCAAUGGCUUCAGGGCAGGAUUCCAGGACAGUCUCAAAGAUGUCCGGGUGUUGUUCAUGCAGUCUGACGGUGGGCUAACGCCGAUGGAGCGGUUCAGUGGGUCUAGGGCUAUCCUCUCAGGUCCAGCAGGAGGUGUGGUCGGCUACGCACUCACCACACGCACAGGCUGUGCAAGACCAGUCAUUGGCUUCGACAUGGGCGGCACGUCGACAGAUGUGAGCCGCUAUGCAGGGGAGUACGAGCACGUGUUCGAGGCUACAACUGCAGGAAUUACCAUCCAGGCGCCUCAGCUCGACAUCAACACUGUGGCAGCCGGUGGGGGCUCCAUCCUUUCCUUCAGGUCUGGACUGUUUGUCGUUGGUCCGGAAUCAGCCGGAGCUCAUCCGGGCCCCAGCUGUUAUCGAAAAGGAGGCCCACUUACCAUCACCGAUGCCAACCUUUGCCUCGGGCGACUGCUGCCAGAUUAUUUUCCCAAAAUCUUCGGUCCCUCAGAGGACCAGCCGUUGUGGAAGGAAGGGGCUCUGAAUGAGUUGCGGAAAGUUACGGAACAUGUCAAUGCCUUCCUCUGUGACCAAGGUGAUGAGGAGAAAGCAUGUAGACAAACACAGAUGACCCUGGAAGAAGUUGCUCUGGGAUUCGUCCGCGUGGCCAAUGAGUCAAUGUGUCGACCAAUCAGAGCUCUAACUCAGGCCAAAGGUCACGAUACCUUGCGCCAUGUGUUGGCAUGCUUCGGAGGGGCUGGGGGCCAGCAUGCCUGUGCUAUUGCCCGGUCCUUGGGCAUGAAAACCGUCUUCAUCCACAAGUAUAGCAGUAUCCUGUCAGCCUAUGGAAUGGCAUUGGCGGACGUGGUACAUGAAGCCCAGGAACCUUGCAGUGCAGUGUAUGAAGCAGCCUCAUAUUCCUUCCUGGAUGAGAGGAUAGACAUACUGGAGGAACAGUGUGUGGCUACACUCUGUGCUCAGGGAUUUCGCAGGUGUCAGAUUCACACGGAGGCUUUCCUUCACUUGCGAUAUGACCGUACCGACUGUGCCCUCAUGUGUUCUGGCAGAUCACACCCUCCACGCCCCGGCUCUGAUUCCUGUCGCCAUGGAGACUUCCACACUGCCUUCACCAGCAGGUACAUGAAAGAGUUUGGCUUUGUAAUACCGGACCGGCCGAUCAUAGUGGAUGACAUCCGCGUGCGUGGCUGUGCCAAAUCUGCUUUCAAAAAGGAACAGAAAAUGCAAUGCAGUGGAAGAGAGCCUCGCAUUGAAACUGUGGUAAAGUGUUACUUUGAUGAGGGUUAUCUAGACACUGCUGUAUACCUCCUGGAGGAUCUGUCAUGUGAUCAUACAGUUUCUGGACCCGCAAUCAUCAUUGAUAAAAACAGCACCAUCCUGGUUGAAGCAGACUGUAUCGCUGGUGUCACUAAGCUUGGUGACAUCCAGAUCACCAUCGGCAGAGGGAAGCCACAGACUGUCGGACCCAGACUCGAUACAAUCCAGCUCUCCAUCUUUUCACAUCGCUUCAUGAGUAUUGCAGAGCAGAUGGGUCGUACACUGCAGAGAACAGCCAUCUCCACCAACAUCAAGGAGCGACUGGACUUCUCUUGCGCACUGUUUGGCCCCACAGGGGGCCUGGUGUCCAAUGCCCCCCACAUCCCCGUACACCUGGGAGCAAUGCAGGAAACCGUGCAGUUCCAGAUUAUCCAUCUGGGUGAUGACCUCAGAGAAGGUGAUGUCAUCCUGAGUAACCAUCCCAGUGCGGGCGGAAGCCAUCUUCCGGACCUGACAGUCAUCACUCCGGUUUUUCGAAAAGGUGUUUCUCAUGCGGUGUUUUUUGUGGCAAGCCGAGGGCACCAUGCUGACAUUGGUGGCAUCACCCCUGGCUCCAUGCCACCUCACUCCAAAUCGUUGCAGGAGGAAGGAGCUGUCUUCACUUCGUUCAAGCUAGUAAAGGAUGGGAUCUUCCAGGAGGAGGCUGUUACCAAGGCACUCCAGGCCCCAGCACAGAUCACAGGCAGCAGCGGGACACGCAAUCUCCAUGACAAUCUGUCAGAUCUGCGGGCGCAGGUAGCAGCCAAUCAGAAAGGGAUCCAGCUGGUGAAUGAGCUGAUCGAUGUGUACGGGUUGGAGGUGGUCCAAGCUUACAUGGCCCACAUUCAGAAUAAUGCGGAAAUCGCUGUGAAGGAGAUGUUGAAGGACUUUGCCAAUCGAUGUCAGCAGAGGGAUGGGCUGGUGGAGGUCCAUGCUGAGGAUUACAUGGAUGAUGGCACUCCAAUCAGAUUGAAAGUGAAAAUCAGCGAGGCAGAGGGAACCGCUGUAUUUGAUUUUACGGGCACUGGGCAUGAGGUGUUUGGGAAUUGCAAUGCUCCUCGUGCCAUCACCCUCUCUGCCCUCAUCUACUGCCUCAGGUGUAUGGUGGGACAGGAUAUACCCCUCAACCAGGGCUGCCUGGCUCCCGUGAAGAUCAUCAUCCCAAAGGGAACCAUCCUGGACCCAUCAGUGGACGCUGCGGUUGUAGGCGGUAAUGUGCUGACAUCACAGCGAGUCGUCGACGUCAUAUUCAAAGCAUUUGAGGUUUGCGCAGCUUCACAGGGCUGCAUGAACAACAUCACCUUUGGUAAUGAGCGAAUUGGUUAUUAUGAAACAGUAGCCGGAGGGUCCGGAGCAGGCCCUCACUGGGAUGGGCGAGGAGGGGUCCACACACACAUGACCAACACCCGGAUCACAGACCCCGAAAUCCUGGAGAAAAGGUAUCCCAUCAUCCUGAAGAGAUUUGAACUGAACCGAGGAUCAGGGGGUAAAGGUCGCCAUCCUGGGGGUGAUGGAGUCAUUCGGGAGCUGCUGUUCCGAGAGACAGUCGUCCUGUCGGUGCUGACAGAACGGAGAGCUUUCUGCCCCUACGGACUAAACGGAGGGAAGCCAGGAGCCAGAGGACUCAACCUGCUGAUUCGGAAGAAUGGGAGGACCAUCAGCCUAGGAGCGAAGACAUCUGUCGCUGUUAGUGCUGGGGUCCCCGGACAGCAAAUGCCAGAAACAGGGAUAGCCCUACGUGUCUGUGGGGACUCUCCUUUCCAUCCAUCCCUCCCUCCAGCUCUCACUGACCUGACUACACACAAUGAGGACAACUGCCUCAGAACAUUCUGAAGCACUUUACAGCUAAUGGUGAUUCUUGUCAUUGUUGCAAUAUAGGAAACUCGGCUGCUAAUUUGUGCACAACAAGAUCCCACAAAUGAAAACAAGAUAAAUGACCAGAAUUCUCCUCAUUUUUCCCCUUGUGGGAUAAAGUUUGUCUCAUGAUGCUGGGAUGAACUCCAACCAUUCCAGCAAAAUAUUGCGGAUGCUGGAAAUCUGAAAUAAAUAAACAGGAAUUGCUGAUAACACGCGUCACAUGUAGUCAUAGGAGUGGAAGUAGGCCAUUCAGCCCAUUGAAUUUGCCUCGCCAUUCAGUGAGAUCAUGACAGAUUUGAUAAUCCUCAACUCCAUUUUCCUGCCUUUUCCCAGAACCACUAAUUCCCUCACAAUAUUAAAACGUGUCAAUCUCAACAAUAAAAAUUCUUAAAUAUUGCACAGAAUCAGUACCUUCUGAAAGAAGAAAUUUCUCCUUACCUCUGUCUCAACUGAGUAACCCCUUAUUCUGUAAUGAUGGCCUCAGGUCCUAGGCUCUCCCACGAGGGAAAACACCCUCUCCACAUCUAUCUUGUCAAGUCCCCUAAAAAUCUUGUACAUGUCAUUCAUCCAAUCUCCAACGAGCAUAGACCCAGCCCACUCAACGUCUCUUCGUACGGCAGUCCGUCCCCACCCUGGAUCAGCUGACUGAACCUUCUCUGGAUGCCUGCUAUGGCAGAAUAUCUUCUCUUCGAUAAGGGAGCCAAAACUCUUCACAGUAUUCCAGCUGAGGCCCAACUAGUGCCUUGAACAGAUUUAGUAAAACCUCCCUAUUUUUAUACCCUGUGCCCUUUUCAAACUAAGGGCCACAAUUCCAUUUGCCUUUCCCAUCACCCACUGAACUUGCACGUUAACUUCCUCUAAUUCAUGCAUGAAGACUCCUAAAUCCUUCUGUUCUGUAGCUUUCUGCAGUCUUUCUCCAUUCAAAUAAUAUUCAGCUCCUCUACUCUUCCUGCCAAAGGCGUAACCACACUUUACCUCACAUUAUUUUUCAUCUGCCAAGUCUUUUCCCAUUCACUUAACCUGUCAGUAUCCCUCUGCAGACUCUGCGUGUCAUCUCCACCACUUGCCUGUCCAUCUAUUUUCAUGUCAUCCACAAACUUGGCAACAGUACAUUCAGUUUCCUCAAGCUAAGUCAUUCAUUUAUUGUGACAAACAAGUGUGGCUAGGGAGACAAAAUGAAUGGUUCAGGUCAGUGACCCUUCAGAAUAUUAGGAAGGCUAGAAAUGUAAAAGUAGGGUUUGCGAAAAUAGUGGGGGUGGCUAAAGGGAAGAUCUGCUGUGGGGUAGAGCGGGGUCAGGACAAUCAAUAGGUUCAAGGUGCAAAGGUCAAACCGAAGGUUAAUGGGUAGAAUCAAGGAUGGAAAAAUCCAUUCGGGGGUGGAGGGCACUAGGAAGCAGGGCGAAUGAGUAAAGGAGAAUUUAAAACUGAAGUUGUGGGGAAAAGCAAGUGUACAAAACAAAAAUGGGGCAGAUGUUCCAGUCGAAAAUCAAUGUCAAGAUCAGAUGGCUGCAGAGUUUUAAGUCUGAAGAGAAGAUGAAAGGCAUUUGGUCCUUUGAGCCUGAUCCUCAAUCUUAACGCUAAUUCCUCACUGUAUCUCUGUAUCCUCUUAUUCCCCGCCUGGCCAAAAAUCUGUCAACCUCUGGCUGGAAUAUACUCGAUGACCAAGUGAACAUUCGCAGGUCCCUGGGCUUCAGAAUUUCAAAGAUUCACAAGAAAUGAGAAUAGGACCAGGCCUUUCACUCCCUCCAGCCUGUUCCACCAUUCAGUAAGUUCAAGCCUGAUCUGACUGUAACCCCAAAUCUACGUACCCAUCAAUUCCAUCAUAACUUUGCACCCCCAUGUUUGUCAAGAAUCUGCCUACGUCUGCUUUUAAAAUAUGCAAGGACUCUGGUUCCACCACCUUCUCAAAGACUCACUGUGAUGGAAGAGAAUUUUCUUGUCUUAUUGGCUACUAAGUGGGCAAUCUCUGAUUUUUAAACAGUGGCCCUUAGUUUUAGAUUCUCUAUGCAAGCCAGAAGACCAACAGAUCUGAGGAGUGAGAGCAUUUAGAAUUCAGCAAAAGGAUGACAAAAGGGAUUGAUUAAGAAAAGGAAAAUCGAGCACGAGAGUAAGCUUGUGGGCAACUUACAAACUGACUGUCAAAGUUUCUGUAGUGUGUGAAAACAAAAAGAUGGGUAGAGACGAAUGAAGUCCCCUACAGUCACAAACAGGGCCAUUUAUAAAAGCGACAACGAAACAGCUGAUCAACGAAAUGCAUAAUUUGGUUCUCUGUUCACAAUAACAUACUAGAAAUGUUGGGGAACACAGGGUUUACUAAGAGGCAAAUCUGUAUUAGUGGAGAAAUGAUGUUUUGGAAAUUGAUGUGACUGAGGCUGAUAAAUCUCAAGGACCUGCCAAUCUCUGUCCCAGUGCACUUCAGGAAGUGGCCCUCGAAGUAGUGGACAGAUUAGUCAUCUCUCAAGGUUCUAUAAGAACUUGACAUUCUUUACGUUCCUACAAAUUGGAGAGAGUCAGAAGUCACACUACACCAGGUUAUAGCCCAACAGGUUUAUUUGAAAACACAAGCUUUUGAAGCGCUGCUCCUGAAUUGUAUUUUCUUUUACUGCACUUUGAUUGAAGUAACAACUUGUGUUAGAAUAACAUUUCUUUCUAUGUUUACAAGCCUGAGGCAAGUUGACUUCUGACUUUGUCCACCCCAGUCCAACAACAGCACCCCCACAACAUACAGAUUGGAAGCUAAUGUAACCCCUCUAUGUUAAAACAGAGGUCGAGAUAAAACAGAGCAUUACAGCCUUACAUUGGUAGUGAGAAAAUGCUAGAGUCCAUGAUAAAAGAAUUAAUAGCUGAGCGCUUAGAAAACAGUAGCAGGAUUGGACAGAGUCAGCAUGGAAUUCCAAAAGGGAAUCACGCUGUACAAAUCAACUUGAAUUCUUUGAAAAUACAACUAGUAGAGUUGAUGAGGGGGAGCCCAUGGGAUGUGAUUUGCUUGGACUUUCAGAAGGCUUUUGACAAAGCCCCACAGAAGAGAUUAAUGUGUAAAUUUACAGAGUGUGGGAUUGGAGGUAAUGAAUUAAAAUGGGUAUAGAAUGGGUUGGCAGACGAGAAACAAACAGUGAGAUAAGUGAGACUCUUUUCUGAACCGUGGCCAGUGGGGCGCUGUAUGGAUCCACUGCUUCAAUCCCAGCUGGUCACAAUAUACACUCACGAUGUGGAUGCAAUGACUAAAUGUAAUAUCUCCACGUUAGCAAAUGACCGAAAGCUGGGUGGGAGGGUGAGCUGUGAGGAGGAUUCAGAGAUGCUUCACUGUGAUUUGGACAGGCUGAGUGAGUGGUAAAGUGCAUGGCAGAUGCAGGAUAAUGAGGGUAAAUGUGAGGUUAUCAAUUUUGGUCGCAAAAACAGGAAGCAGAUUAUUAUCUGAAUGGCAAUGGAGAGAGGGGAGUGUACAGUGGAACCUGGGUGUCCUUGUGCACCAGAUGCUGAAGGUAAGCAUGCAGGUGUAGCAGGUGGUAAAAAAUGUAAAUAAUAUGUUGGCCUUCAUUGCGAGAGGUUGAGUACAGGAGCAGGGAUGUGUUGUUGCAGUUAUACAGGGCCUUGGUGAGGCCACACCUAGAAUAUUGUGUGCAGUUUUGUGCUCCUUUUCUGGGGAAGGAUGCUCUUGCUCUUGAGGGAGUGUAGCAAAGGUUUACCAGGCUGAUCCUGGGGAUGACAGGACUGACAUAUAAAAAGAGGUUAAAUUAGUUGGGAUUAUAUUCCCUGGAGUUUAGAAAAAUUUUUGUGGGGUUGGUUGGGGGGGUAGGGUGGGAGGUUUUGAAAAUCUCAAGGAAACCUAUAAAAUUCUAACAGGAUUAGACAGGAAGGAUGCUCCUGAUGAUGGAGGGCUCCAGAACCGAGCGUCUCAGUUUAAGGAUGGUGGGUAAACAAUUUAAUACUGAGAGAUAGUAGGAACUGCAGAUGCCUUUAACCAGCUUACAUUUUGUAUCCCCACCCCAAUUUCCUCAAUUUGCUUAGUCAAUCAACAACAAACAGAAAGUUGCUGGAAAACCUCAGCAGGUCUAGCAGCAUCUGUGGAGAGAAAACAGAGUUAACAUUUUAGGUCUGGUGACCCUUUCUUGGAGGGUCCUCUCUCUCCACAGACGCUGCCAGACCUGCUGAGCUUUUCCAACAAUUUCUAUUUUUGUUUCUGAUUUACAGCAUCCGCAGUUCUUUUGCUUUUUACUGUCUUCUUAUCCUUGUAAUUGCAGUUACUUUAGGGCACUAAUUAUAGACAAAUAUUUCUCACUCGCAACUGAAUGUGAAAUUCUAUCAUGUUAUGAUCAUUCUUACCUAAGGGGCUCUUUUACUGUAAAGGCACUAAUAUAUUCUCUCUCAGGUUUAAAAUAGCCUGUUCCCUAUUAGGUUACAGAACAAGUCUGAAGAAGGGUCACUCAACAUGAAACGUUAACUCUGGUUUCUCUCCACAGAUGCUGCCAGACUUACUGAGCUUUCCCAGCAAUUUCUGUUUCUCUUUCAGGUUACAAAGUGUGUUGUUUGAAAACAAACUGUCCUAAUACAGGCUACUAACAUCCUUCAGGUUAUCUUUGCCAAUCUGAUUUUCUAAUCAAAAUUAAAGUCACCCAUGAUUAUUGCAGUGUAUCUUUCUUACAGGCUCCCAUUGUUUCUUGAUUUAUAUCUGUCCUGUCGUAUAUCUACUUACAAGGGAUACUAUAAAUUGCUUUGAGCAAAGAUUAUUUUCCCUUUAAUAUUUCUUAUUUCGAGCAAAAUUUUUUUGACAUCUUGAACUUUCUGAACCUUGAUAUUUAUCCUCUGAUUUGUUCUUUUAUUAACAAAACAACCUCUUCACCGUUUUUCUUCCUGUCCUUCCAGAAAUGUCAAAUAUCUUUCAGUAUUCAUUCCGAGCCUUUGUCACCUUGCAACCGUGCCUUUUUAAUGGCUGUCAUAUCAGCUUUACUCUUAUUUGUUCAAAUAACUGACCCAUCUUGUUAUACGUGCUAUGUAUAUUCAGAGAAAGAGCAUGAAAUUUCUGCCUUUUCACUGUCCCUCCCUAAUCUGACCAUAUUUGCAUUCUUCUGAAUGUAUUCUGUAGCUACCUUUGCAUUCAUCAUCACCCUGCUCUGUUUUUCUGUACUAUUACUUUGUCCUUUAUCUUUGAUUUUCCAUAUCACUCAUACACGUGCGUGCGUGCGCGCACACACACACACACACACACACACACACACACACACACACACACACACACACACACACACACACACACACUCAGGUGAAGGCCGUAAUAAUGAUAAAUCUCUCAUUCCCUUGCUCUGGCUUCUGUCAGUGCCUGAGAAUUAAAACCUGUUCUCCCCAUGACAGUCUUUCAGCCACAUAUACAGCUCUGAUCUAAUUUCUGACUCAGACAGAAAUCCACAUGUCAUGACCUUUCUACAUCUGCAUGUUAAUUUGGCCCUAGCUGCCCCUUCCCUUCCCGUGGGUAGAACUUCUUCUCUUGCACCAAUGUCUUUGGUACCUGCAUGGAUCACAGCAUCUACGUUCUUUCCUUCCGUUCAAUGUAAGCUCCUUUCCAGCCAAAGGCAGCAAUCCUUGACGCUGGCACUGGGCACACAGCACUGCCUUUGGGCUAUAUGCUGCUGAGAACUGUAUCUGUAGCACUACCUUCAGAGCCCUUAGUAAAACUUUGGCCCUUUUUACAACCUCCAGGUGAAUUUCCCCCAGUGUAAUGAUACCACGGGUUCUCACCCAUGCAGUUUGCAAGAACCACAAACGUGUUGUUCAAAGGGGCGAUACGGUGGCUCAGUGGUUAACACGGCUGCCUCGCAGCACCAGGGACCCGGGCUCGAUUCCACUCUCGGUCUGUGUAGAGUUUGCACAUUCUCCCCGUGUCUGCGUGGGUUUCCUCCCACAGUCCAAAGAUGUGCAGGUUAGGGUGGAUAGGCCGUGCUAAAUUACCCAGAGUGUGCAGGCUGGAUGGAUUAGCUGUGAUAAGGGGGGCUUAUGGAGAUAGGGUGGGAUGCUGUUCGGACGGCUGGUGCAGAUUCAAUGGGCCCAAUGGCCUGUAUCUGAACUGUAGGACUAGCUUUUAGAUCCCUGCUACAUGCUCUUGCCCCUUAUCAACAGCUGAAUCAGAGACCCUGGCCCAGGGCCUGGAGCUGCUUCGGUUAACUUUUCUCUGCACUGAGGAAUCUCCCUGACUCUGAGCUGAUGUUCCUCAAGCUGCAGAUGUGAUUGCUACACAUCAAACUGGUGUCAAUAAGCGUGUGAUUUACUUAAAUAAUGACGUUUCGAGUAUUACUGAACAAUUAUCAAGUGGUUUAAUUAGUUAAGCUGUAAAUUUAACACAGCACCUAUCUCCUCAAUACCAGUUUAAACUGUUGUAAAUCAACAACCAUUCACCGAUCUUCUCACCUCGCUUGUGCUUCCAAGGUUCAGCUCUCACAUCACACUACUGUUCUCCAGCUCCCUCUCGCAGUCCACUCCUGUUUUUUUUUGUAGAUCAGAAUAGUCCUUCCCUCUCACUGAAUUCCACCACUUAGCGAUUUACAGAGGAAUUGUUCUUGAGCUGCUAACUCUGUGCUUUUUCACUUUGUGCAGUCAUAUCAGCUGAACUUCAGCACUGCCAGCUAGAGAGGCCAGUAAUCUAACUGGGUAGUCAAUUUGAAAAUCUUAAAACACUAUGUUCCUUGCCUCUGCAUUUCAACAGCUAGUGAAAACCGAUUUGUCAAAAACCUUUACCUUGCAAAGGACAUUAAAUUAUGGAUUCCAGCAUUUUGCCUCAUUCUAAAGUCAGAGCAUAACCACCAUUGGGCUUUGCUUGUUACUGAUGCCCUGGCCACAGUUUUCCAGCUGGUGGAAAUAUUGAAUAAAGUCUUUUACACUGUGGUAUCUUCGCUGAGUCCCUGCACUUACACACACACAAGGAAAAAUAAGCACUUCUGCUGUGGUGUGGGGUUAACAAAAGGGAAAAAAAUUAAACAGGAGAUUUAGACAGUCUCCCGACUUCAGGGAAAAAAAACUACUGAUGUUAAGCUAACAAGAUAGUAAAUCCUGAUAUUCUCUAUCCAUCAUUUCUUUAGCAGGGUAACACAUGUUACAUGUUCGUAUCUGAUCAAUCACAUUGUUAAAUUUGUUCCUGCCUUUAUUUAAGGUUAAGAUGAAAUAGGUGGUGAAUGUUAAUUGUCUGAGCACAUUACCAAUGCAAAGGAAGCACUGCGGGGUGGAAGGAGCUGUAACACUGUGUAAUCAAUAAACUUU